Molecule: messenger RNA, 2051 nt
Organism: Tachysurus vachellii
Lineage: Eukaryota; Metazoa; Chordata; Actinopteri; Siluriformes; Bagridae
Exons: 9
Coding region: 326-1627 (433 amino acids)
Biological process (GO): membrane organization
Cellular component (GO): membrane
Molecular function (GO): ATPase activator activity
Source: RefSeq, a predicted model, not a curated record
GGGUAGACCUAUACAUAGGACAUUUUUAAGCCCGUGGCUCCGUCAAACAAGUGGAUUAGUAUGAGAAAUAAUAAUGCGAUAGAUAAUAGCUUGUUUAAAACGACGGGAAACCUUUGUAACCUCCGGUUUGCUGUCAAUCCGGAACGGAAUUCGCCCCGACCAACAUCAUCACAAUGACGUCACGUUUUUGUUAGUUUCAGACAAAACUGGAUGUAAUCUCUGCUAAACUAUUAAUGUAGGAACAAAUGGACUCGCAGCUACACAGAUUGACACUGAACUGACUCCAGACUCCUCUCUUUAACAAUUGGAUUGUGCUGAAAAAAAAAUGGAUGGGGAUACGAAACAGCCCUUGGUGGAUGACAAAAGAGAGUGUAAUCUACCAAAGAAAAUAAAACAAGGUGGAGAUGCAGCCAGUUGCAAUUCUGAUAAAGAAGAAGAGUGUUACACAGAUGAUGGAGUAGAUGAAGUCGUAGAUGAAAGGAGUCCAAACAAGAACAGUGGUGAUGCAUCUUCAGAAAUAAACCAGAGAGUGAAGCGCUUACAAAAGAAGCAUGUUAAAAGAUUGGACACUGAGCAACCUAAAGACACUGACACAAGAGUCUAUAACCAACAGAAGGAGAGUAAGAAAGAUACAGAAGAAGCCAGUGCUCAGUCUGAUGAGGAAAGAAAGGCUUGUGACACAUCAGUUGGAAAAUGCAUCAAAGUCAAGAAUGAAAACAAUGACGUGCAACCUGCUGGUGAUGGCCCAAGACAGAGAAUAUCCAAUAAGAAAAAAAACCUAGCACAUCUGGGCAAAGGUGACAUUCCUGACCAUGAUGCUGAAACGAAAAGGAGCUCAGUUGCUGCUGAUACUUUCAGUUGGUAUAUAUUACUUGCAAUAUUACUUUCUCUACUUGCUCUUGUGGUUUUGAUUUUUUGGUUUGUGAGAACCUCAUCUCCCCCUGUGGAAAAAGAGUUUACCUUGCUGGAGAUAUUUUAUCAAGAAAUGGACAAGGUGCAAGAAAGUUUCCCCAACCAGCACCGUGAAGUUUGGCGAAGAAGCAGAAUCCAUCUAAAGGAACAUCUCAAUCUGACUAAUCCAACUGAACCAGUGAGUCUCAUCUUAACCUCUGGUCGUGAGGCUGAGAAGACUCUGGGCUGUCUGGCUCAACGGUUAGCUGCAGCAUUUUCUAAUGCUGUUAACUCCUCAGUCCUGGGUAUUGAUGGAACCAGCAAAAGUGCACAAAACAGUGACGAUGUUAAGUUGGACAUUGAUAAAACACUGAAAGAGGCCUUUGAGAGCGGUACACAGGCAGCGGUUAUUCACCGUUUUGAAGAGCUUCCUCCUGGAUCUACACUCAUCUUCUACCGCUAUUGUGAUCAUGAGAAUUCUGCCUUUAAGAAAGUCUUUUUGGCUUUCACUGUCAUGCUACAGGAAGAGAUGGCUUUUCCACCUAAUGUCAGUCUGGGAAUGGUGGAGGAGAUGGUGCAAGAGUACUUAAAAGAGAAGUUUGUCUCUUCUGACAGGACUGUUGAGUUUAACAAGAUGGAUUUAGACAAGCUAAGUGGGCUCUGGAGUAGAAUCUCUCAUCUCAUCCUACCUGUAGCUGCAGAGCAGAAGAUCGAACAGAAUGGAUGUCAAACAUAAAGGUGACUUUCUGUGAACUGAACUAAAGACUUAUUAUAUUAAGUUCACGUGUGUGUGUGUGUGUGUGAGAUAGUGAGACUGAUAAUACUUGAAUUCAUUUAUGAAUAUUCAUUAAGGUGACAGGUUAAGGUUCAUCUAUAAUUCUUAAUGAUGUAAUUAAAAUAUCUGUCAAUAGAAAUCUUGCAAAGGAUCUAACAAUUUUUUCGCUUCUACAUUUUUCUACACAGCUCAUUUAAUUUCAAUCUCAGAAUGCAUAUGUAGUUAGGAGUUAGGAGCAUGAGGACAGGAGCAUUAUUGAGUGAGCUCAAUAACUUACAAAUGGCACUGAAAUGUAAAUGGACUUGUAAAUGUUUUGAGCAGUCUUUAUAUGUAAAAUGACAUGAAUAUAUUUGAAAUAAAGAAACAUUUUAAUUGUUUAAUUCAA